GUACAUGAAUGAAUGGAUAAUUUACUUUCUUGUUGGAUAUACCAAUUCGGCUAGCUCCGAGUUGGCGGACUGACGUCGACGCGACCGCGGGCUUGAAAAUGACAGAUUCAUACACAAUAAUUACAGUCUGUCUCUCAGUAACUGCAUCGGUAUGUUACUGCUAUAUGUGACUGGAUCAUGAGUCGAUAUCUAUUUUAGGGACGCGACGCACUGUGACUUGGCUCUCUUUCGAGCUCUUCUGGUUUCCCUCCUGACCAUCCUCUUUACCCCGCUAUCGCACACUUGAUCACUUCUCGAGCCCAAAAACACGCAAUAUGGGCAGUCAAAAGAGGAUAGCAAAGGAGCUCAGCGAGCUCGUCGAGUCUCCUCCGCCAGGCAUCAAGGUUGAGCUUGCCGAUGAGUCGGACAUCUAUAAGUGGAAAGUGUACAUGGAGGGUCCCGAAGGUUCACCAUACCAGGGCGGUACUUUCUUAAUAAACCUCACGUUGCCGAGCGCCUAUCCUUUCAAACCACCUACAAUUUCCUUCGGCACCAAGAUAUACCACCCGAACGUCACGAACGAUGACAAAGGGAGCAUGUGCCUUGGCAUGCUGAAGUCGGAUGAGUGGAAACCUAGCUCGCGUAUCUCUUCCGUGCUUGAGUUCGCCCGACAGCUCUUGUCAGAGCCGAUGCCUGAUGAUGCGGUCGAGGGCCGCAUUGCGGAACAAUACAAGAAUGACCGGAGCAAGUUCAAUGAGAUUGCAGCCGAAUGGACAAAGCAAUAUGCACACUGAAAGUAGUGAGCCAUAGAAGGAAACCAAUGUACAGUUGACAGGGCUCUGCUCCAGGCACGAAUAGAGAGUUGUUCCUUCUGAAGACAUCUACUUUCCGGGAGGAUGAAUCCCCUUCCCUGAUCCUCAGGAAUGUGUGCUCACUUACGGCCGACUCAUGCAUGGUUCAAGCUGCACAUGGUAUAGACGGCUGCACUAGCAUACUGAUCCCUUCCCUGAUUCCAAGGGCUAU
Messenger RNA from Paecilomyces variotii, 1002 nucleotides. RefSeq names its product putative ubiquitin conjugating enzyme. The record is from RefSeq and is a predicted model, not a curated record. The transcript has 3 exons. Bases 315 to 773 code for a protein of 152 amino acids. NCBI's taxonomy places the organism in Eukaryota, Fungi, Ascomycota, Eurotiomycetes, Eurotiales, Thermoascaceae.